Oncorhynchus gorbuscha (pink salmon) is the source of this 954-nucleotide messenger RNA. RefSeq lists its product as uncharacterized. NCBI's taxonomy places the organism in Eukaryota, Metazoa, Chordata, Actinopteri, Salmoniformes, Salmonidae. The record is from RefSeq and is a predicted model, not a curated record. The transcript has 2 exons. The coding region runs from base 295 to 954 and encodes 219 amino acids.
AUGAUGACGUGGUCGCCUAAAUGACGUUUUACACUGUUUCUCUUUGGUCAACAUUCAUACGAAAAUCUUUAGCUAGCUAUCAACCCUCGACCACUGGUUCUACCAGUAAGGUUAGUUAAUAGUUACUUGUUAAAAAUGUAUGUUUUCCCCUAGCGAUUUAGCUUGCACACUAAAGGAAACGAUAUGGGUCAUUUUCAAAUGAGCUGAAAACGUGCAGAAUCGUAUUGAGACUACUUCUAAGUCCCGAUUGGAGAAGGGCUCUUCCAGUGGAGCAGCCUGGAGUGAGUGACCACCAUGGGCCGUCUGGACGAUGCUGCCAAGCGCAAGGUGGUGGAGCUGCGGCAGGCGGGUCUGAGCUUCCGCAAGAUCAAGGCGGUGCUGGAGCUGGAGAACAUCCGGGUGUCUGCCCAAGCCAUUUACCUGUACCUCAAGGAGUUCCAGAGGAAGAAGGUUCAGAGGGGUGGUGAAAGUGCUGCAGCCACAGACCCACAGACCACACCUGGGGUUGGAGCAGGGAGGGGAGAUGGUGGAAGCCGGGAGGGCUGGAACGACCAGCAAAUACGGAAUCUACUGAGGGAGGCGUCACGCCACGCAGGCUAUGUUGCAGCGUCAGAGUUCGCCAAGCAGUGUCCUGGCUCCAAUCCUCCUGAGGUCAGGGGUCAGGGGCCGUCUGGGACAGGAAGCGAAGGCGCCAGCAGAGGACAGAGCAACAGGACAGAGAAACCGGAGGAAGGGAACAAGAAGGAGGAUGAGGAUAAGGACAUCCAGAUUGUCAGUGUCACAUCAUUGGCUCAGAACUCUCAACAGAGGGGUCUUCCACCCACAGGAGCAGCGGCUGUGACUGUGACAGGCGCCUACAUGCGUAAGAGAGCCACGCCCCGCCAGCUACUAACCCCAUACUGGCAGCACGCAAAAGGCUUCUGGAUAAGGCUUUGUCUCAUAGAGCAAAGGUAG